Molecule: messenger RNA, 669 nt
Organism: Colletotrichum destructivum
Lineage: Eukaryota; Fungi; Ascomycota; Sordariomycetes; Glomerellales; Glomerellaceae
Product: Putative serine hydrolase FSH, alpha/Beta hydrolase
Exons: 1
Coding region: 1-669 (222 amino acids)
Biological process (GO): secondary metabolite biosynthetic process
Cellular component (GO): nucleus; cytoplasm
Molecular function (GO): hydrolase activity
Source: RefSeq, a predicted model, not a curated record
AUGGUCUUCGCGGCCCAAACGCGGCAUCUAAAACGAGCCCUGGAGCUGCACGGCAUUGAGCUCAUAUACGCAACCGGGCCAUUUGAAUGCGACCCGGGUUACGGCGUGUCACCCUUCUUUGACGACUGUGGUCCUUUCUACCGCUGGUGUCCUAACGAUCCGCGGGACCUCGACGGUCAAGACGCUGUCGAGGACGAUCUCACUGAUUCAGCGGCCAUGACAGCGGGCAUCAUCGAGAUGUUUGAAGAUCUGAGAUACGAAUUCGGAGACAACAUCAACGACGUAAACAGCCCCGAAAGCUUUAUAGGGAUCCUCGGCUUUUCUUCUGCUGCAGCUGUGGUAGCAGGAAUUCUUGCUUCCCAAGAAGACGGUUCAGGGAAUCCCUUCUCCAUGUGGCAUCGCUUUCAGUUUGGAGUCCUAAUCAAUGGGACUGGGCCACCCACAAGGUUUUUAGGCGCAAACGGCAGCAAGCAACCAAUCAAGGUCCCAGUUCUAUCAGUCGUGGGCAAACAAGACCAGUGGCAGAGCCAGAGCAAACUCCUAAACACCUAUUUCGAUAGGAACUUGAUGACGUGUCUGGAGUUUGACAAUGGGCACAAGAUACCCUCUGAGCAGAAGCAGGUCGAAGAGAUGGUGCUUACUAUCCUAAAGAUGAUACCCAAGACUUAA